AUGUCCCUCGUCUCCGCUCUCAACCACGACCCCAUGCUAUCCGCGCAACACUCCAUGACCCCUUCCUGCAGCGUCGUUCCCCCGGACGGCUCCUCCGCCUGGCCCUCUUCCGCGGCUGCAGCCGCUGCUGCGGCGGCGCAAGCGCAGUCCCACGCACCCGUCUGGGCCUCCUCGCCAUUCCAAUGCCAGGCCCUUCCGCCUCCCGCACCCAACGGCUCCGCAUGCUUCUCGUUCCCCGGAGCCGAGCCUCCGCCGCCCAUGUUCACUUUCCCGCAGUUCCGCCUGACGAACACUCUCGCUGCGGCGCAGCUAAUGGAAGCGGGAGCUUCCGCUUCCGCUGCUGCCGCCGCGGCGUCUGGAUCUGACAGCAAGGGCAAGCGGCUCAACGAGAAUGCGUCAGAAGCGUUAAGCAAUCCGGCUCUCGCGCUGCGUCCGCGAAAAAGAGGACGUCCUUCGAAGAAAGAUCGCGCUGCAGCCGCGGCGGCAGCUGCGGCGGCGGCAGCGGCAUCGCAUACCGCUUCUGCAGCUGCACGAACUGCGUCUGCCGCGAUUGGCGCAGCCUCUCUCGCCGGCGGUACCUCUGCAGAUUGUAACCCGCUGGAACAGACACCUGCUGGCGUUACUGCCGUUACUGGCGGUACCACGACCACGGACCAAUCCAACCUCACCACGAGCCAGCCUGGAGAGCGAAAAAUGCCGCAGCUUUUACCACGUAUUCCCGCCUCUGCCACUUCUAUUCCCUCCGCCGGGUUUCCGCCCGUGCACGUGUCUACGCCGUACGGCGCGAAUCUAAGCUCGUCUCCUAUGCACCCGUCGAUGUUUUCCGGUGGUCCCUAUGCUGCGGCGGCAGCGGCGGCCGCGGCGGCUGCGGCAGCGGCAAUGGCUGCGCCAGUCGGUGGCGCCGCUGGGCCGUGUUCGUCGCUAGGAUCGUUUUCGCAGGUCAUGUACGAAGCUGCGCAGCAGCAGCAGCAGCAGCAGCAGCAACAGCAACAGCAGCAACAACUGCAGCUGCAGCAACAACAGGCCCAAAUAAUGCAAUCGCAAAUGUUCGCAGCUGCUACGCCUCUUAGCGCAACGGCGGGGAACGUGCCGCCGCCUGUCCUUGGUAUCCCUGUUCACGGCUAUAAUAUUUUCUCCUUGGUCAAACCGCUCGAGAGCACGCUACGCGCGCCGUCCGUGAGCUUGCCGCAGCCCUCCGUUCUGAAACCGGCUGUGUCCGUCGCAAACGGCGCAACUGGCGGCGCCGCUAACGAUGCCGGUUUGUUACAGGUUCAAGAGCAGCAGGGCAGUAGCGGCGCUGUGAAACCCUCCGCGGCGGCGGGUGCUGGUGGGGCGGAGAACGGUGGAAAGGAUGGGGAUGCGGCUUCUCCUGGCACUGCAGGUCGAUCUUCGCUGACUUCUGAAGUGUCCCCCUCUCCUGACGCAAUCCCAGCCAUCGAUUGGAUGCUGGGGCAGAUGAAACGUUCGCUGGGACAGCCGAAAAAAGAGUCUGCUGCAGCAGCGUCGAGUGUGGUGGCGGAGCACGGGGAUGAAACCCCUGCUGCAGCGGGCACUGGUUCCGCCGGAAGUGGUUCCGCAUCCGCGUGGCUGCCUGUCCCCCGGUCGCACAGAUCUGCGCCUCCCCCGGAAGUUGUUAACGCAGCUGCGAAGCUUUUGGCGGGAACCGGGACGCUGCUCGACCAGAAUGAAACCAAGGGCCUUGGGAACACCGCGAAGUCCAAAGCAACCGCGUUAGGGUUUGGUUCAAUGGCAGCGGUUCCGAUAAAGGGCGUUGCAUUGAGUUUUGCGUUUGAAGCUGCUAAAGGGGCAGACAAUGGAGUUGAUGCAGCAGGUGGAGGGAUGGAUGAAAUUAAGCAGCAGAGAGGAGCUUCUGAGGUUGAUCUUACCCUCAAACUCUAA
Messenger RNA from Closterium sp. Yama58-4, 1899 nucleotides. NCBI's taxonomy places the organism in Eukaryota, Viridiplantae, Streptophyta, Zygnematophyceae, Desmidiales, Closteriaceae. The record is from the annotation of a GenBank genome assembly.